Molecule: messenger RNA, 2602 nt
Organism: Coregonus sp. 'balchen'
Lineage: Eukaryota; Metazoa; Chordata; Actinopteri; Salmoniformes; Salmonidae
Source: the annotation of a GenBank genome assembly
GGGUUUAGAAAACGGGUUCCUAAGGAGCUGCAGAGGGUGGGCUGUGUGGAGCUGCUCAACACGGUCCAGAGGAGGGUCCGACCCAAACUCCAUGCCUUCGGAGGAAUACAUGAAGGUCAGUCAGGAUCCCAUAUACACACACACCCUAUUACGACCCAGGGUAGAAGUAGGGAUGGAUUAGAGAGAGAGAGAGAGAGAGAGAGAGAUGGGGUUUUUGUGGGGUUUCGACCAGGGGGGAAGUAGGGAUGGAUUUGAGGAGAGAGGGAGAGAUGGGUUUUUUUGGGGUUACGGGGCCCAGGGUUUUGAAUUAAGGGGUGGAAAUUUGAAAAAAAGAGAGAGAGAGAGAGAGAGAAGAGAGGAGGAGAUGGGGGUUGUUGUGGGUUUGUGUUCAAUACUUUCUCCGCUUUAGUUUGGCCUUGAGUUUAUUCCCGGACUUUCACCACAGGGUGUUAAGGGCGGUUAGGGGACAUUUUUGGGGGAAAAUGGAUGGGGGUGGUGGUGUUAGGGACAUUAUGGGGUAGGGAACAUGGGGUGGGGGGUGGGGGUGUUUUGGGACAUUUUGGGGAGGGCAGGGAAAGGGGGUGGUGGUUUUUAGGGACAUUAUGGAUGAAACCCUGGGUGGGGGGGGUGGUGUUAGGGACAUUUGGGUGUAAACCUGGAUGCGGGGGGGUGGUGUUAGGGGGCAUUUUGGGGUAGACAUCGAGGGGGGUGGGGGGUGGUGUUUUGGGAACCCCAAAGGGGUAGAAAAAAUCGAUUUGGGGGGGGUGGUGUUAGGGACCCUUAGGGGGGACAGGGAUGGGGUGGGGGUUUUUAGGGACCCUUAUGGAUGUAAACAGGAUGGGGUGGUGGGGGGGUUAGGGAAAAUUUUGGGGUAGGGCAGCCCCUGGGGGGGGUGGUGUUAGGGGGCUUAUGGGGGAGGGCCCGCGAUGGGGGUGGGGGUUUUUAGGGACAUUAUGGGGUAGGAAAAAGGGGUGGGGUGGGGGGUGGGGAGGGUGGGGUAGAAAAGGGAUGGAGGUGGUGGGGUUGGGGGGUGGGUAGGGGUAGACAGGAGGAGGUGGUGGGUGGGGGGCUGGGGGGGGGUUUGAAGGGAUGGAGGUGGUGGUGUUGGGGGUGGGGGGGGGGUUGCAGGGAAGGGGUGGUGGUUUUUGGGGAAAUGGGGUUUGGGGGAGAAGGGGUGGAAAGGGGGUGGUUUUUGGGGGGCUGGGGGGAGGGGUUUGACAGGGAUGGGGGUGGUGGGGUUGGGGGGACUGGGUUUGGGGUAGACAAAAGGGGUUUGGGGGUUUGGUUUUGGGGUUGGGGACGGGUGGGGUAGACAGGGAAAGGAGGUGGUUUGGGGUGGGGGAAUGGGGGGAGGGGUUAGACAGGGAUGGAGGUGGUUUGGGGUUGGGGACCUUUGGGGAGGGGUAGAAGGGGAUGGAGGUGGUGGUGUUUUUGGGUGGGUGGAGUAGACAGGGAAGGGGGGGUGGGGUGGGGACUGGGUGGGGGGUAGACAGGGAAGGGGGGGUGUUGGGGGGGACCCGGGUAGGGAUAGGGCCCGGGUGGAGGUGGUUGGGGGUUGGGGGGCGGGUAGGGGUUUGACAGGGAUGGAGGGGGUGGUGUUGGGGACUGGGUAGGGGUAGACAGGGAUGGGGUGGUGCUGUUGGGGACUGGGUAGGGGUAGACAGGGAUGGGGUGGUGGUGUUAGGGACAUUAUGGUGGUAGACAGGGAUGGGGGUGGGGGUGGUGUUGGGGACUGGGUCGGGUUUAGUUAGGACAGGGAGGGAGGUGUGGUGUUGGGGCGGGUAGGGGUAGACAGGGAUGGAGGUGGUGGUGUUGGGGACGGGUAAGGGGUUAGACAGGGAUGGAGGUGGUGGUGUUGGGGCUGGGUAGGGGUAGACAGGAGGGAGGAGGGGGUGGUGUUGGGGACUGGGCUGGUAGACAGGGAUGGAGGUGGUGUGUUGGGGACUGGUAGGGUAGACGGGAUGGAGGUGGUGGUGUUGGGGACUGGGUAGGGGGGGGGACAGGGGAUGCGAGGUGGUGGUUGUUGGGGACGGGUAGGGGUAGAACAGGGAAGGGGUGUGGUGUUGGGGACUGGGUAGGGGUAGACAGGGAUGGAGGUGGUGGUGUUGGGGACUGGGUAGGGGUAGACAGGGAUGGAGGUGGUGGUGUUGGGGACUGGGUAGGGGUAGACAGGGAUGGAGGUGGUGUGGUGUUGGGGACUGGGUAGGGGUAGACAGGGAUGGAGGUGCUCACCAGAUGAGACCUACAGUAUACCUCCCACCCUCCUCUUUCUACCUCCUUCCUUCCUUUAUGUUUUUAUUAAAGGUGUAGAAAUGAGGAGUUCAGAGGAGAGACAAUUAAAGAAAUCUCUCGGAAAGGAACGCACCCUGUGGGGUUUUGAUUAGUCAGUUAGACAAUACGGUUUCUCACUUCAUGUCCAAUGUUGAUGAUCCGUUGGACUUCCCCGUAGCGUGUGCUGAUGAUGCGUUCUCCCUCCACAGGGUAUGGCAUCAUGACUGACGGCUGCACGACGUUCAUCAACUCCUCCACGUGCACGGUCAGCUUCCAGCCCACCAACCCCCCAAUCGUGUUCGACCUGCCCAACCCCUCCUCCAGCUCUUGA